This is a messenger RNA of Aegilops tauschii subsp. strangulata, 4421 nucleotides long. The record is from RefSeq and is a predicted model, not a curated record. NCBI's taxonomy places the organism in Eukaryota, Viridiplantae, Streptophyta, Magnoliopsida, Poales, Poaceae.
AUGAGCAUCUCACAAAGAGAGACGUGAUGCCAUUUAAUCUCAACUUGGGAAAAGUCCAUUCAAGCUUCCGCGAAAAUACCUACGCCGUGGCUGUAGCACUGCACUUCCGCCAUGCACCACUCAAUCGCCAUUGCCAAGCUCGCCUUGCUCCUCGCCACUGCAGCCGUGUCCUGCGGCUUCUUCGUCGUCGCACAUGCACAUGCGCAGAAGAGCUGCUGGCCACGCGAGAGGGACGCGUUGCUGGCCUUGAAGCAGGGCAUCAACGACACCGAUGGCGUCCUCGCCUCGUGGCAAAAACUGCGCCAUGACUGCUGCCGCUGGACGGGCGUCGCCUGCAGCAACGAAACCGGCCAUGUCACCGAGCUUGACAUCGGUCUCAGCUGGUUGUUCGGCCAGAUAAGUCCUUCCUUGCUUUCUCUCCAGCAUCUCGAGUACCUGGAUCUCAGCACCACCUCCCUACUUGGACCAAACGGCAGCAGUGUAUUCCCAGAUUUCUUGUCUUCUUUGCACAACUUGAGACAUCUCGAUCUCGCCGGCACGCCAUACUCUGGUAGAGUUCCUGCUCGGCUUUCCAACCUUUCGAAUUUGGAGUAUCUCGAUCUUAGUGGGACAUCCCUGCAUGGUCAUGCUCCAGAGUUCUUGUUUUCUUACAAAAACUUGAGGCAUCUCGAUCUCUCCCUCACGCCAUACUCUAGUAGAGUUCCUGCUCGGCUUUCCAACCUUUCAAAUUUGGAGUAUCUCGAUCUCAGUUCGACAUCCCUGCAUGGUCGUGCUCAGUUCCUGUUUUCUUACAAAAACUUGAUACGUCUCGAUCUCUCCAACACGCUCUUUUCCGGUACACUGCCGCCUCAGCUAGGCAAACUUUCAAAGUUGGAGUAUCUCGAUCUCACCAGCACGCUCUUUUCCGGUACACUGCCGCCUCAGCUAGGCAAUCUUUCAAACUUGCGACACCUUGACCUCAGUUAUAUGCAAAAUAUACACACAGCAGAUGUCUCAUGGUUAACUCAUCUGCAUUCCCUGGAAUAUCUUGACAUGAGUGACAUAAAUCUCAGCACCGCCGACGUGUUCCCUGUGGCCAACACAAUCCCAACUCUCAAGGACCUCAUUCUUAGUAACUGCUCGCUUCCAAAUGCAAACCAGUCGCUAAAACACCUAAACCUCACAAGCCUUGAGCGGCUUGAUCUCAACAGAAACGAUCUGGGCCAUCGAAUUGAUACGAGUUGGUUUUGGAACAUAACAGGCAUCACACAUUUAGACCUUGAUGAAACCUAUCUCUAUGGUCCAUUCCCUGACGCCCUAGGAGGUAUGACAUCCCUCCAAUUCCUAUCCUUUGCCAAUAACGGCAAUUCAGCCACAAUGAUGGUGGACUUGAAAAAUCUCUGUGAUUUAGAGCUCCUGCGGCUUGAUGGAAGUCUCGCGUUUGGGAACAUAACAGAGUUUUUAAGGAAACUGCCACAAUGCUCGUCCAACAAAUUCCUCUCCGUGUAUUCGAACCACAACAAUAUGACAGGAAUGCUGCCAGAUAUGGUUGGGCACUUGACCAGCUUAGAUGAACUUUCCCUUUCUAACAACAGCAUUACUGGAGCUAUACCAUCGGGGUUAAGGAAUCUUACUAGUUUGUAUGGCCUCGAUCUCACUUUGAACCAGCUAACUGGCCAGAUACCAAUGUUACCGAGAAGCCUCACUCGAUUGGCCAUCUCCAUGAACUCCUUGUCAGGACCUUUGCCGUUAGAUUUCGGAGCUCCAGAUCUUACAGACCUAAGUCUCUUCUCCAAUUGCCUUACUGGUCAUGUUCCUAGGGCUAUUUGUGAAUUGAAAAGCCUUAGUUUGUUGGAUCUAUCCAAUAAUUUCUUUGAGGGAGAAUUUCCAUGGUGUUCUGCGAUGCCAAGCAUGGAAUUUCUGAUCUUAAGUAACAAUAACUUGUCUGGAAAUUUUCCAUCUUGGAUUCAGAACAGCUCACAAUUAGUUUUCCUUGAUCUUGCGGUGAACAAGUUCUAUGGAACGUUACCCAUGUGGAUUGGAGAAUUGGUGAACUUGAAAUUUUUGCUGCUAAACCAUAACAUGUUUUAUGGGGAUAUUCCAGCCAACAUCACAAAUCUUAUACUACUUCAGUACUUCAGUUUAGCAAGCAACAAUAUCUCAGGAUCAAUUCCAUCGUCCUUGUCAAAAUUAAUAGCAAUGACACUAGAACAUCCACAGCGUUGGACUCGCUGGUAUGUUCAAGAGGUCAUAAACAAGGACAUUUUGUCUGUGGUGAUGAAGCGGCAAAAUAUGAAGUAUGACAUACAUAGAGUUAACGAGAUGUACGGCAUUGACAUUUCACUCAACCACUUAACAGGUGGAAUUCCAGAUGAGAUAACUUCUCUUAAUGGAUUGUUUACUUUGAAUUUAUCAUGGAAUCACCUGAGUGGAAAAAUUCCUAGGAACAUUGGGGAUAUGAAAUCACUAGAAUCACUCGACUCAUCAAGGAACAACCUUUCCGGUGAAAUCCCAACAAGCUUGUCAGAUUUGACGUAUCUAAGCUCCUUGGACUUGUCAUACAACAAUCUUGUAGGAAGAAUUCCGACAGGACGUCAACUUGAUACCCUCUACGCCGAGAACCCAUCCAUGUACAGCGGCAAUAAUGGUCUUUGUGGGCCUCCUCUUAAAGAGAAUUGCCCAGGCAACAAUGCUCUAGAGCAUGGUAAUCAGCAGAGAAGAGAAAAUGGUUAUGAUCCAGUGGCGUUCUUCUACUUUGGGCUGACGGCUGGCUUUGUGGUGGGACUCUGGGUUGUCUUUUGUGCUCUUCUGUUCAAAAGAGCAUGGAGGAAUGCUUAUUUCCGCCUCUUUGACAAGCUACAUGACAAUGUGUACGUGUUUGUUGUUGUUACUUGGGGCAUGAUAACCAGUAAGACAACUACACGUUAAGGCCAAUCUGAUGCUGGUGUCAUUCUACUGUUGAACUGUAUGAAUAAAUAAGAGUGAGGAAGUAUUUAGUAGCUUGUACAAGAAUGUGUUUUGUUGAAGAUUAUAAGCUUGUAAUAUGUCUUAGAAGUAGCGAAUAUUUUGUUAGGAUCAUGUACACCGAUCUGAUUGAUAAAGAUUCGGUUAGAUCUCUCUCUUUCUUGAUCCUCAAAUAUGUAAUCCUACCAACCUUGUAUUCUUGGCCUACAUGGCUUUGCCCCUAUAUUAACAUGAAAGCGUGCCGAUACAAAGGCAUAAGCUUUCCCCCGCAAAAAAAAAGAUGGUUCAUUUAGGAGAUGGUGCAGAUGGUCCGUGAACACCCAUGGCUGAGACGCGCUCCCGGAGUUGAUGCCGACAAACUUGAGUUAUAGCAUGCUGGCCGUAAUGCAGAAAGAUGGUUUAAGCCAGUACACAUCGUUGGGUGCCUCUCAAGUGGAAGAUGAUCUGCUCAAUGGCCGGAGGGCGGAAAAGUCACAUCUCCCUCUUGACGGUGUUUUGGUGUCGCUCUCCUUCGUGAAGGCGUUGUCUUGUUUGUUCGCGGCGUCCUCGGAGCUGUUUUUGGAUAUGUCGGUCGUCUAGUUAUUGGUUGGCUUGUUUCUUCGGUCGGGGAGUUUAGCUGUGUUUUAUGUUUGGGUCGAGUAUCUCAUGUCUCUGUUUCGUGCACCAUGUUCACGCCUUUUGCGUCCGUGCUAUGUGUUGUACUAUCUGAUGUACUCAUUCUAACUCCUUCUAUCAAUGAAAUGAUAGGCAUUUUUUGUGUAUUUGCGAACCUUUUCUUACAAGUUGUGACCAAAUAUAACAUUAAUGUUAAGCAUUUUGAAACACUCAUGCAUCAACUUGACCUUUCACAGUCUUGUCGUACAACGAACUCAUUCGAUCCAACUAAAACCUGGCGUAGUUGAGGGCUCCCUCGCCGGUGGGAAACACAUAGUUGCCGGCAGAAGCAGAAAUUUGGCAGAUGAGUGUUUCUGGUUUUUUUUUUCUUGAGAAGUAGGUUCAAACAGAAGAUCAAAAAAUGACCGUUCUUCACCAGAGGGCGGUUGGGUAGUAGGAGGGAGAGGUCCGUCUCGAAUGACGUUUUUUUUUACAUCCUUCAAAUGGACCCAAAUUUUUUCUGUUGCCUAGUAUCAACAUGAGAAACAUGCAUGCCAACUUUCGUACCAUUCGGACAUUGUAUGGAUUUUUUAGGGUUUUCACGACGAUAAAACCCUAAAAUACGGACCGGACAUGACGCACUGUGUGUUCGUUGUUGGAAUUCAUUCAAAUAUUGCGUGGAGUACUAGGGAAAAAUUUGGUGUCAUUCUGAAGACAAUAAAACAUAGCAGAACAUUUUAAAAAACGAGGAUACAACUUAUACUUUUUGCCAGAAAAUAUCAUAAGUCAAAAUAACUCUGCGCACUAACUUUUUAAUUUGUUAGCACCAGCCUUUUAGUUUAAAAAAAAUAUAAAUUACUCAAAUAUUUUUUUAACAAAUUAUA